UUCCGUUUCCGGAUCCAAACACCCGUGUUCAACAUGCCGCAGUGCUGUGUUCCUUUUUGUUUUAACUAUUCUGGAUCAAAAAAAAACACGAAUUUGUCAUUUCACCGCUUUCCUUGUGACGAGAAAGAGAAGCAGAAGUGGCUGCACGCGAUAAGCCGUCUUAACUUCACCCCAAACUGCAACUCAAGAGUCUGCAGCUGGCAUUUCCCUGAAGGAAAAGCUGCGGGGCCAACAAGAUUUGCAUGGAACGAGGAGUCUUUUCACUUCUCAGAUGAAGAAAAACACCCUGUGCAUAAAAAGAAAAAAGAACAGGCCCCAGCUAGUGGUGAAAAUCAGUGUGAAAGAUCAGAUGAGCUACAUCACUCCAACAAUGCAGAUACACAGACAGCUACUGCAAGCUCCUCAAGUUCUUCCAGCAGUCUUGUGGUGCUUGAGAUUGAGAAUGAUAUGCUAAGACAAGAGAAUGAAAAGCUAAAAAAACAAUUGGAGAAACAGAAGCAGACGUUCUCAUUCAGUCAAAUAUCUGACAAUCCUGAAAGAGUCCAGUACUAUACUGGAUUGCCCGAUACUGCUACUGUCCUGUUUUUAGAAUCCCUUCUUUCCAAAUUUGAGCUCAAAUAUCAUUCUGGUUGGACUGUCCAAAUGUUGCCCAUAGUGGACCAGUUAUUACUAACCCUAAUGAAGCUCAAACUUGAUUGUGGCCAUGUAGACCUUGCAACAAGGUUUACCUGCAGCACAGCCACAGUAACUAACAUUUUCACAACAAUUGUUAGUGCACUGCACGACAUUUUGUAUGUUGGCAUGUUGGAAAAAAACAUUGCCUCGAGAGCCAAGAAUCAGACAUCGCUGCCGGAUUGCUUCCAGCCAUUUCCUAACUGCAGGAUUGUGCUUGACUGCACAGAAGUUUCUGUUUCUGGCAGAGAGAGUCGUGACACACAAAGUUGUUUGUAUAGCCAACGCAAAGGACGGAUCAUACUCAAGGCUCUAAUUGGUGUGGCUCCAAAUGGUGUAAUAACCUUUGCAAGCAACUUGUACAGUGGAAAAACCUCAGAUAAGGCGAUAACAGCUGACUGUGGAGUACUGCGACAUUUACAACCAGGUGACAUGGUCAUUGCAGGUAAGGACUUCACAAUUCAGGACAUCCUCCCAGAGGGGGUCUCGCUGAACAUUCCGUCUGUCAGCGGACAGUUCGCACGGCAGGAAGUGAACAAUAACAGGCUGAUCUCCUCUGCAAGAGCACAUGUAGCACAUUCCAUUCAAAGACUGAAACGUUUCUCAAUUUUGAAUCUCGUCCCACAUCAGUACAAAACAAAUAUUAAUAAGAUACUGAAAGUAUGUGUGUGUCUUACAAAUUUACAGACACCCGUUAUCCAUGAAACUGAAUGAAUUAGACCAGUGAAAGUGCAGAGGCAAAAUUACAUGGUGUCACUGUCUAACUACUUGUGGACCCGACAGUACAACUGUUGAAUAUGUUUAUUCUUAUUGUUUGUACCUUUUUAAGUAUUUUGGAUUGUUUUGUGGAUAUAGUCAGGAUGUUACAUCAUUUUUAGUUGCAUAGUUUAAAGUUGAAAAUUCUCAGUUGUAAUUGGUAAAAUGUUUAAUUUUACUCUAAGUGGUUUUUGUUUCAUCAGUGGCUUGUUAUAUUGUUCAUUUCAUUCCAGCUUCCUGAUUACUGCCCAGUUGUUUUGCUGAACAUUUUCAUUAAAAAUAAGGAAUACAA
Messenger RNA from Pundamilia nyererei, 1720 nucleotides. RefSeq lists its product as uncharacterized. The annotation marks the transcript as partial. The record is from RefSeq and is a predicted model, not a curated record. NCBI's taxonomy places the organism in Eukaryota, Metazoa, Chordata, Actinopteri, Cichliformes, Cichlidae. The transcript has 2 exons.